Molecule: messenger RNA, 1801 nt
Organism: Zeugodacus cucurbitae (melon fly)
Lineage: Eukaryota; Metazoa; Arthropoda; Insecta; Diptera; Tephritidae
Gene: RtcB
Product: RNA-splicing ligase RtcB homolog
Exons: 5
Coding region: 141-1661 (506 amino acids)
Biological process (GO): tRNA splicing, via endonucleolytic cleavage and ligation
Cellular component (GO): tRNA-splicing ligase complex; nucleus
Molecular function (GO): RNA ligase (ATP) activity
Source: RefSeq, a predicted model, not a curated record
CCGUCAGAGAAUGUAAACUAUUUGACGUUCUCUUCUAUCCUUAAAUUCCCACAUUCUGCACUAAAUAUAUGCGAACAUAAUAAUUUUGAUUGGAACUUUAAAUAAUUUAUUUCGUAUUUGUUCCUGAAAAUAUUUGCAAUAUGGUUGUGAGACCUUAUAAUGAAGAGUUGAAAUAUCUCGAGAAGAUAAGCGACUGCUGUUGGAGAAUAAAAAAAGACUUUCAGCCCAAUAUGAAAGUAGAAGGCUGCUUCUAUGUAAACAGCCGGUUAGAACGACUCAUGCUAGAAGAACUUAAAAACUCAUGUAGACCCGGAGCAGUUGGUGGUUUUUUGCCAGGAGUAAAACAAAUAGCAAAUGUUGCAGCUUUGCCGGGCAUUGUUGGCCGAUCUAUUGGGCUCCCGGAUAUUCAUUCUGGUUAUGGAUUUGCUAUUGGCAAUAUGGCCGCAUUUGAUAUGGACGAUCCCACAUCAAUAGUAAGCCCAGGAGGAGUGGGAUUUGAUAUCAACUGCGGGGUACGUUUACUUCGUACAAAUCUUUUCGAAAAAGAUGUUCAGCCUGUUAAAGAACAAUUGGCGCAGUCUCUUUUCGAUCAUAUACCUGUUGGAGUGGGUUCUAAAGGUAUAAUCCCAAUGAAUGCUCAUGACAUGGAAGAGGCUCUAGAAAUGGGUAUGGAUUGGUCUCUUCGUGAAGGAUAUGUUUGGGCCGAAGACAAAGAACACUGUGAAGAAUAUGGCCGUAUGUUGAAUGCAGAUCCUUCGAAAGUAAGUUUGCGUGCAAAAAAACGCGGUCUUCCACAAUUGGGAACAUUGGGAGCAGGUAAUCACUACGCGGAAAUUCAAAUUGUUGAUGAAAUUUAUGAUAAAUGGAGUGCCAGCAAAAUGGGAAUUGAAGAAAAAGGUCAAGUGUGCGUUAUGAUACAUUCCGGCAGUCGUGGUUUUGGGCAUCAAGUUGCUACUGAUGCUUUGGUUCAAAUGGAGAAGGCUAUGAAGAGAGAUCAAAUUGAAACAAAUGAUCGGCAAUUAGCAUGUGCUCGCAUAAACUCACAAGAAGGCCAAGAUUAUUUGAAAGCCAUGGCAGCUGCUGCAAAUUUUGCUUGGGUUAAUCGAAGCUCAAUGACUUUCCUCACACGGCAAGCAUUCGCCAAAAUGUUCAACACAACACCGGAUGAUCUUGAUAUGCAUGUGAUAUAUGAUGUCUCUCAUAAUAUUGCCAAAAUAGAAAAUCACAUCGUCGACGGCAAAGAAAAACAAUUGCUUGUGCACAGAAAGGGAUCAACACGAGCUUUCCCACCACAUCAUCCUCUUAUACCGGUGGACUAUCAACUGACAGGCCAACCAGUUUUAGUUGGCGGCACAAUGGGCACAUGCAGUUACGUGCUAACAGGAACCGAGAAAGGAAUGCAUGAAACAUUUGGCUCUACAUGUCAUGGAGCUGGGCGCGCUUUAUCGCGCGCUAAGUCACGACGAAAUUUAGAUUAUAAAGACGUUCUUGAAAAAUUAGAAGAAAUGGGUAUUGCUAUACGUGUGGCAUCGCCCAAACUUGUGAUGGAGGAAGCGCCGGAAUCUUACAAAGAUGUUACUGAUGUUGUUGAUACAUGUCACAUGGCAGGAAUUAGCAAAAAAUGUAUAAAAUUACGACCAAUUGCUGUAAUUAAAGGAUAACAAAAUGUGAAUGUUCAAAGUUAAUUUUCUCAAAAUGUUGCUCAAUCUGUGGGAAAUACAUAUAACAUAUAUAUUAAUAAUUUAUUGACAUUAAUAAAACCUAAUCGAAAAUCAGUGCGCUACGCUGUCCGCAAUUUCAA